This is a messenger RNA of Sorghum bicolor (sorghum), 1385 nucleotides long. RefSeq lists its product as uncharacterized. The coding region runs from base 539 to 1381 and encodes 280 amino acids. The transcript has 2 exons. Gene Ontology annotation, biological process: root development; shoot system development. NCBI's taxonomy places the organism in Eukaryota, Viridiplantae, Streptophyta, Magnoliopsida, Poales, Poaceae. The record is from RefSeq and is a predicted model, not a curated record.
CGAUGGUUGUUCAAAUUAACAAAGCAAUCUACCCUGGAGGUCAUCCUGUAGCAACCGAACAUGCCCUUAGUAAGAAAGGAUGAAUGCUGGGCAGUAGAGGCAGCAGCGUGUGCUGUGCUUGUGCCUCUGGCUGGCCAGCCCAUGGCGCGGUGGGAAAACGGCAGCGGCUGGAAAUGCGUCGGGCCGGCUGGGGGCGAGAGGACGGCACAGAUGAACUGCAGCUCUGCUGGAACCCAUCUCUGGGGUGCACGCACGCGGCCGCGGGACGACCACGUCGCCAAGCUGGGCAGUUCGGCAAAUCCUACGUUCGGGGGGAGAUUAUGGUGAGUGGCUGGCCUGGUUUCUGGUUUGGUUUGGCCGCAAGUCCUCCUCCACCAGACCAAAAACAGAGGCCCCGGCAUACCGGAACUGGAAGUCGUUGAGGUUGUUUGACAGUUCACUAUAUAUAUGCUCCCGUCCCGUCCUUGUCCCGGACGCUCCACUCACGAUCACAACCACAAUCACAUCAGGAAAGCAAGCACCCAACCCGCAAGUCAGAAUGCGGUUGACGCUCAGCCCUGCGAGGACGACGGCGAGGAAAGCCGCGGCGCCGACCGCGGCAGCGCACGCGCGGUCCGCGAGCGAGCCGUGCCACCCGGCGCUCGCACGCCUCCACGGCACCGUCCGCGCGCUCAGGGCGUGGUCCAGGUCCUGCGGCAGCGGUAGCGGCAGAGCCGUGGACGGCCUCGCGCUCCUGGAGGCCGUCCUGGCCGCGCUCGGCGACCUGCUGGCCACGCCGCGCGCCGCGGCGGCGAUCCACCACGCCGCCGACGACGACCAGGUCCUCGACGGCCUCCUCGUGCUCGCGGACGCGUACGGCACGUUCGAGUCGGCGCUGCUCGCGGCGAAGCAGACGCUAGCGGACGCGCAGGCCGGCGCCCGCCGCGGGGACGGCGCGGUGGUCGCCGCGUCGGUGCGCGCGCACAGGCGGACCGAGAAGGAGCUGCACCGCCUCGCCGCCACGAUGCGGCACGCCGCCUCGAGGCGUGCGGCGCCGGUGCCCAGCGUGGUAGCGGACGCCACGGACACUGAAGUGGUCAUUGUGGUGGCAGAGGCGACCGUGGCCGCGGCGGAGGCCUCGGCGAUCGUCUUCUCCGGGUGCGCGGACAUGUCGCCGGACGUGUCGGCCAUGGUACGAACGGUGCCUUCGCACAAGUGGCUGGCGAGGCUGGGCGUCGCACCGGGGGGCACGAAAGUAGCGCCGGAGAUGGCGCCAGCGGCAUUGCAAAGGCUGGAGGAGCUAGAGGGCCGCAUUGCCGGGCUGGAGAGCGAGAGCCAGAAGGUGUUCAGGAGGCUGCUGCAGGCUAGAGUUCUGCUCCUCAACAUCCAUAACCCAUUGUAAUUAC